AUGGGAGGAGCCCAGCAAGAUUGCAAGAUCAGGCCUUGUAUGCUUCGAAACAGAAGCAAGGUUGGAAGAACAAGAAGUGGAAAUGAAAUGCUAAGAGAUAUAGAAACAAGUAUGAAGGAAAGAAUCCUUCAGCUCAGGGCAAGUUUGAUCAAAAUGACUAUGCUCUGGAACAAUCUAUGUCAUAUGGCAGAAAAAGGGAAGCAUGUUCAGGCAAUAAGGCUGGAAAAUGAAGAUGCAAGAAAGAAGAAGAAGAAAUACAUCAGAAAUGAGGCUCACAUGGCACAAGCAAAACAAGCAAAACAGGAAAGUGAUAGUGAUUCAGAGGUGGAAGCAAUUGUGUUGAUGACAACAAUCUGCAAUUUCAGCAACAAUGGUGAUGCAGAAACAUGGUAUUUGGACACUGGAUGUUCAAAUCACAUGACCUGUAAUCUGAAUUGGCUUGUGAAUCUUGGUAAUAGCAGGAGGUGCACCAUAAAAUUUGCAGAUAACAGUACUGUGAAGAGCAUGGGAGUUGGAAAUGUUGCUUUCAAAAGGAGUGAUGGAAGUCUAGCAAUAAUAGAAAAAGUGAUGUAUGUGCCAGAUAUGAGGUAUAAUCUGAUGAGUUUGGGUCAGCUUCUUGAAAAGGGUUUCUCAGCAUCCUGA
Messenger RNA from Glycine soja, 642 nucleotides. RefSeq lists its product as uncharacterized. Bases 1 to 642 code for a protein of 213 amino acids. NCBI's taxonomy places the organism in Eukaryota, Viridiplantae, Streptophyta, Magnoliopsida, Fabales, Fabaceae. The record is from RefSeq and is a predicted model, not a curated record. The transcript is spliced from 2 exons.